CACUUUUCUUUACUUCUUUACUCUUCCUCCCCUUCUUUCUCCCUUGCUUAUCUGUAUUUGUGUAUUUGUGUAUGCAUUUGUCAAUCUGUAACCCUUUUCUUUCUUUUCCCUUGUCUCUCCCUGAAUUCGAUUCCAUUUUUCUCGUGUAGACUCUCACUUUCGACAGCUUACUCUCGACUCUCAAUUCUAACGCUCUCCUACUUCACUUCUCAACUUCCUUCUUCCUCACUCUCCUAUUCUUCUGUCAUCUCCUAUUCUCCUUUCAAGACAUUCAAUCCGGCUCGCUUUCUACAUUUUAUUUUCUUUCCUUUCCUUCCUUUCCUUUCCUUUCCUCUCCUUAUCCUUUAUUAUUAUUAUUAUCUUUUUUUUCUUUUCUUUUCUUUUUUUUUUCUUUUAUAAUACAUUAUGACAUAUCGUCGCAAUAGCCCUCCGAUUGCUGAAGAAUCGGCCGUCUCUGCAUUUGCACCUGCACCUGUAAUGACUGGGUCUGGAGCAAACAGCAACAGCAGCUCCAGUCUUUCCAGUGUCAAUAGCCUCAAUAGUCUUCUCGCCUCAUCCAGCACAAUCACCACAACCGCAGCAGCCACUGCAUUAACAUCAGGCUCUUCUACGGCUGUCCUGGCCAAUGGCAAUACAAGCCCACUUGCUAAUACCUCUCCCACAUCCUCCACUUACUUCCCUACAUCCCCUGUCCGCAACAAAUCGAGGACAUCCUCGGUCAGUUCUUCCUCGACUAUUACUCAGCCUUUCCAUAAUCUGCUACAAAUCAGUACCGGAAUAUUGCCAAAGAGACACGCCGCUCCCGUAUCAGUGGCACCAACACUCUCAACCGCCUCUGCUACCUCUUCACUUUCCUCUGCUGCUUUUGCUACUCCAUCACCCUCGCCUACAUCCAACACUAGCAAACAUACCAUGGCCAACGGACUCAACACCAAUCAUAGCAACGGAAGCUCCGCAUCAAUCGACUCUGUCCAUGGUCGAUCCACUGCAACCACAAACCCCAUUCUGGUCUUGGAACCCAUUAACGACAAUUUCGCUCUCAAAUCACUUGAGCUACCAGAAAAUACUCGUGUCAAAAUUGGUCGCCAGACCGGAGUUACCACGGCACCUAACCCAUCCAAUGGCUAUUUUGACUCCAAAGUCCUUAGCAGAGUCCAUGCCGAAGUUUGGGCUGAGAAUGGCAAGGUCUUUAUCCGCGAUGUCAAGUCGAGCAACGGUACUUUCUUGAAUGGAAAACGUCUCUCAGCAGAGAAUGUUGAGAGUGAACCAUUUGUUCUGAACCAGAAUGACCAUCUCGAAUUCGGUAUCGACAUUAUGGACGAGAAUGGCUCCUUGCUACACGAGAAGGUUGCCUGCAAGAUUUAUAUCUCCCGAAUGUCAUAUCCCACUCCUGGAGGCUCACCUCAAGAGACUCACGCAAAACUCAAGUCUAGCUCUCCUUUAGGAUCCGGCCCAAAUUCUGUCAAAUCCAGCUCAGGUUCAGGCGUCGGUGUUGCUGGUCAGAGUACUAAUAUUGAUCUCAUCAUCUCGCGUCUCCAGAACGAAUUGACACGUUCACAAGAAACCAAUGCUGAUCUUGGAGCACUUAAGCAAGGUCUGGGUGAACUAGAACGUGCUAUCCUUAUCCCUAAUAAGGAAGAUGGGAAGAUAGCGAAUGUUCAGUCUACUCCCGCAAUUGAGUAUCAGAAGCUUAUUGAGGAAAACAAUCAGGCUCAUGCUGAAGAGCUUGCUAAAGUGAACAAGGUGCUGGAAGAAACCCAGGCAGAAUUGGAGGCGUAUAUUCAAAAAAUUCAGCUUUUGGAACCAUUGGUUGCGGAGGACGAAAUCCUGAGACGUGACAUUGCUCAGAGUAUUGCCGAGUUGACAAAAGUCAGAUUGGAACGCGACCUUACCAAAGACAGCAUGAACGAAUUGAUUACUGACCACCAGCAGGCGAUGGAAUGCCUCCGUAAGGAACAUGAGGCUACCCUGGCUGCAUUGGAGACAGUUCAUAAGGAAAGCUUGGACUGCGUAGCGCGUGAAGCUUCGUCAGCACGGGAACUGUUGGCGUCAAGGUAUCAUGAUGAGCUGUCCAAGGCGCUUGAAUUCUCCUCAGCGACGUCUCAAACCGAGGUUAUCCAGGCAGAGGAAGUAUCACGUCUACGAGCUGAGGUUGCGGCUCUAAAGGUUGAAGUUGGUACAUUGCAGGAGAAGAACGAAGAGCAACACAAGAUGAUCCAAGAACUGACAAACGAGAAGACUGCACUUGCUCAGGAACUUACAGAGACAAAGACUGUAGCUGCGAAUGCUGAGAAGGAAUUGUCAGAAGCUAAGGCUGUAACUGCCAAAACUGAAGAGGAGCUGUCGAAGGCUAAAGCAAAGGUUGUGGAGACUGAGAAAGAACUAUCAGAGGCAAAGGCUGUGGUGACCAAGACUGAAAAGGAGCUUAAGGAAAUGCAAGAAAAGCACCACACCGCUCAGGGAGGGCUCUCCGCAUUAACACCAACCUCACCAACAUCAACUACUGUAAUUUGCAAGAAUCCAGAGUGUCGUGGUCAGAGCGAUAAUCAAACUGCAACUACUACUACUUCUACAGGCACACGUAGAGGAUUGUCCAAGGAGCUGAUAACGCGCAACGAGUUUUCAUGGGCCCAAUUUAUGUUCCCAAUAGGCAAAAGGGACAUGCUGCAACCUCCGCAGUCAGCAAUCCUCGUAUCUGGCGGAUGCAUGCUUGUGGGUAUUGGCGUGUAUGCCAUUUGGCACAAGAGUGGACUCUCAGCGCGUGCAUAGGCUGAACAUGUGUCAGGUGUAGACUUUUGCUAAAAAAAAAAAAAAAAAAAAAAAA
This is a messenger RNA of Lobosporangium transversale, 2824 nucleotides long. RefSeq lists its product as hypothetical. The transcript is spliced from 7 exons. Gene Ontology annotation, cellular component: cytoplasm. Lineage: Eukaryota; Fungi; Mortierellomycota; Mortierellomycetes; Mortierellales; Mortierellaceae. The coding region runs from base 406 to 2769 and encodes 787 amino acids. Gene Ontology annotation, molecular function: protein binding. The record is from RefSeq and is a predicted model, not a curated record.